This is a messenger RNA of Neltuma alba, 513 nucleotides long. RefSeq names its product pEARLI1-like lipid transfer protein 1. The transcript has a single exon. The coding region runs from base 36 to 398 and encodes 120 amino acids. Lineage: Eukaryota; Viridiplantae; Streptophyta; Magnoliopsida; Fabales; Fabaceae. The record is from RefSeq and is a predicted model, not a curated record.
GUAUCACAGAAAUCCAAGUGACAGAAACUAGAAGAAUGGCUUCCAAGUCUGCCCUUGUCCUCUGCAUCGUCAACCUCCUCUUCUUCACGAUGGUAACCUCCACCUAUGCGCAAUCACCACCGCCACCUCCUCCUUCCUCAGGAAAUCAGCCAAGUUGCCCUAUGGACGCUCUUAAGUUAGGUGUCUGCGCCAACCUGUUGGGUAUCGUCAACAUCCAACUCGGCAAGAGCGAUUGCUGUCCCCAUCUUAACGGCCUCGUCGACCUCGAAGCCGCCGCCUGCGUCUGCGCGGCCAUUAGAGCCAAUGUCUUAGGCAUCAACCUUAACGUUUCCCAUACCUUGAGCGCGAUUCUCAGCACCUGUGGCAAAAGCGUCCCCAGGGACUUUCAGUGUGCUUAAUUAUUCAACAGAUAUAUAUGUAUCAUCACUGUCUCCACUGCACUAUCCUCAUCAAGUUCUAUAGUUCUUGGUGACAAAUAAAUUAUAUCAAUAAAAAGUUUAUAGUGAUCUAUGA